Molecule: messenger RNA, 3629 nt
Organism: Thamnophis sirtalis
Lineage: Eukaryota; Metazoa; Chordata; Lepidosauria; Squamata; Natricidae
Source: RefSeq, a predicted model, not a curated record
GGCAGGAGGCUUGAUGUGUUCUGAUGGGUUUAUGCUGAAAAUAAGAGGCACUUUUCCUUGAAGCAUGCCGGCAGCGCAUCUUCUACAUCGGGCCCACGGAUGAGCAGGCAGCUGCCUGUGCUCCCGAGGGGAAGAAGGGGGUGCUGUGGGUGCCCAAGGCCAGAGGGCGGAAGGCACAGUUGGCUGCUGCUGCUCCUGCAGCCAUUGAGGCACUGAGCUAGUGUUGAUUUGACUUGUUGCCUGCUUCAUUGUGUAAUUGUGACCUUUCUCUCUCUUUCUCUGCCCCUCCCCUCCCUUCCCAGGUUCAGAUUUUGGUUGAGCGCUUGCCAGAAGUAUAUUGAAGAGAGCAGCGCAAGGAAGUGCCAUCCUGUAGCUCCAUGUCUGGCAGAUGCCACGUGAGGGAAGAUGCUGCUGCACUGACUGGGCAUUACCUGUGCCACCCAGAGGUGGGCGCCGCGGGCCAAGGGUGCAUAGAGAGCCUGGCCCAGCCAGGAGACCUCACUCUGUGGCAGUGCUGCAGAUGCGCUGCCCCCUCGUCAGCCCUGGGAAGCAGAGGGCCUCCUCAGAGGCGAGGUGCACCCAUGGGGAAGGGCAGCAGCUCUCCACGUCCCAGCUGGGGGCCUCAAGGAGGCGGCUUCUUAAGCCCAAGGAUGUCGGCAACGUGGCUCUGAUAGUGGCUGCUCUCCCUCCCUCUGCGCAAGACCCAGCAUCCAGAAGCUAGGAAGAAAAGGCAGAGGCCCCCAGUCGUCGUCAAACCCCCCCCCCCGAGUCACAGCAAUCUCCAAAAGAAAAGGGUCUUCUCUGGACAGAGACAUUUUCAAAACAAGUUUUAUAAGAACUCAAAAUGGCCAGGAGCCCCUGGGAGUUUUUCUUCUGCAGUUAAAGGUCUGAUUCCCGAAGGCAGAGGGUCUCAUGUGCUGGGUCCAUCUCUGGUCUGGCUGUGGGGCCUUCAUGAGACUGAAGGGAUAGUCCAGUCAAGUCCAACUCUUGGCCAGCCCUGCUCCCCCCUCCCCUUUUCCAUUGGCGGCAGCUGUGUGGAGGGGGCCUUCUCCUUGGAGCCCACCAUGAAGUUUUCCUUGCGCUUCUGGUUCCUCUCCACAGCAUUCCUGCUUGUCUUCAUCAUGUCACUGCUCUUCACCUAUUCGCACCACAGCAUGGCCUAUCUGGACCUCGGAGGGCUGAAUGGGCUCCACCGGGUGAAACUGGUGCCCAGUUACGCCGGCAUGCAGCGCCUGAGCAAGGAGGGGCUCUUGGUGAAGAGCUGUGCCUGCCACCGGUGUGCCAUGGAGUCCAGCGACACCGCCUGGUUUGACAGCCGCUUUGAUGGCAACAUCUCCCCGGUGUGGACCAAAGAGAACAUGGACUUACCUCUGGAGGUCCAGAGGUGGUGGAUGAUGUUGCAGCCCCAGUUCAAGUCCCACAGCCUUCACGAAGUGUUGGAGAAGCUCUUCCAGAUUGUUCCGGGAGAGGAUCCAUACAGGUGCCGGGAAUCCCCGUCCUGCCGGCGCUGUGCUGUCGUGGGCAACUCAGGGAACUUGCGAGGCUCCGGUUACGGCCAAGACAUCAAUAGACACGACUUCAUUAUGAGAAUGAACCAGGCACCUACAGUGGGCUUUGAGGCAGACGUUGGCAGCAGGACAACCCAUCAUUUCAUGUACCCUGAGAGUGCCAGGAACUUGCCUGCCAACGUCAGCUUUGUCCUGGUGCCCUUCAAAGCCUUGGACCUGCUGUGGAUCGCCAGCGCCCUCUCCACAGGCCAGAUCCGGUUCACUUACGCACCGGUGAAGCCAUUCCUCCGGGUGGACAAAGAGAGGGUUCAGAUCUACAAUCCAGCAUUCUUCAAAUACAUCCAUGACCGGUGGACGGAGCAUCAUGGCCGCUAUCCCUCCACAGGCAUGCUGGUGCUCUUUUUCGCCCUGCAUGUUUGCGAUGAGGUCAACGUCUUCGGGUUCGGGGCAGACGGCCAUGGCAACUGGCACCACUACUGGGAGAACAACCGCUACGCUGGAGAGUUCCGGAAGACUGGAGUGCACGAUGCAGACUUUGAGGCCCACAUUGUGGACAUCCUGGAAAAGGCUAACAAGAUCAGUGUUUAUCGUGGCCACUGAGGUUUCCAGCUGCUGCCGGGCAGCCUGGCUGUCAGUGGCUGGGUGAGGAGGGACGGUUCUUCUGCACCCGAUGCACCAUUUGGCGUCCUUUUUGAAGAGGAUGAAGAGGAAAUGAGGAGCUGAGGGAGGGAAGGACACCAAAGCCGCCGAGGAGGCUCCAGUGAAGCAGAUUCAGGCAGAGAGCAGCUCAACUCCUACUCCUCCCUGAGAACAAACCAAGGAGAUGCAGGAGCCUCUGUAGCCCCUGAGCCAGGGAAGGAGAGAAGAGCCACAGUGGUCAUUCAGGCUCCUCCUCCUCUUGCUUCUGCCCAAGCCUGACUCUGCGACUCCCUUUUGCCUCCACCAAGCCCCACGAGGGGCACAUCGGACUCUUUUUUUAAAAUUAAGCUUUUCUUCAGUACAUGAGAGCAGCUUCCUACCUUUGCCCCAGGAAGUGAUUUUUCUUUUUCUUUUCUAUACCAUUAGAUCCCAGGCUGGAUUGCAUUUUUGCCCCAGACACGUAAACUCAUGUAGAAACCUUGGAGGAGAAGCCAGGAGGAGCCUGCAGCUUUCCUGGAGAUGGUGAACAUUGACUCAGGGCCUGGUGUGCUUGCAACGAGGGUGGAUGCUCUUGUUCCCAGAGCAUCCCAGAAGUCCUGCCGAAGCUCUCAGAUUUUGCAGGCUGUGACUUGGACUCUUCAUUUCUGUCCUGCCCUCCAAUGUGGCAAGAUUUCACCCCUUGGCCUGGAGGUUCCUGGCCGCCCAGGCCUCCUUCCUCCCUCUCUCCGCUCGACAUAUUUCCAGUCCCAUGUUCUGUUCAUGGCAGGGAUGCAAGGAAGGGCUGCCCUUCAGAUCUUUGGGGCAGAGGGCUCUGCCUCCGGGUUACAGCCUUUCUCCAGGGGAAGAAGGAAGGGGUGGUUGACAAACGGGUCCAAUCGAGUCAGAAUCCCCAGGCCUUCCAGCAUGAAAUCCACAAGCGAUUAACAUUUUUUAGCUCACUUUCUGCAAAGAGCUAGCAGUUUUAGGCCUGCCUUCGCCUUGUUAGCCAAGGGGAGGGCUUCAGGGUGUGGUAUUCCUGCCUGCUCUCCUUCAUUGAGAGCAAGAGAAGGGGUUCCCAAGUCGGCCCAGCUUCCUUCUCUUGCCCUGAGUGCAAGAAACAGGGGGCUUCCCAGUUGUUUUGGCCAUUAAGGUCUUGGAGACAAAUGGCAAAAUCAAGUUGCCCAUAAGCGGUUUUCUUCAAAAGGACAAUCCCAGCAAAUGAUCACUGUUUUCGUUCUUGAAAUAAUUGAAUUCCAGAGCAUGAAGGAGCUGUGGCAAUGGUGGCUUUUCGUUACGAGUAUAACUAAGAAUAUUUCCCCAAGAUGUUCUUGGAGCACUAAAAAAUAAGAAAUGGUAGCAAUGGUGGAUCUAUAAACCAGCCCUGGCCUUGGCCGGUCAGUCGCUUCUGGCUGACACCAGGGCAGCUUUCUAUGGUCAUAUGGAAGUGGAGGGUACCCUCCCCAAUGGUGCUGGGUCACCCUUGUGCUUCUGGGACAGCAUCAA